UCAAUCCUCUGCAAAUUCAAAAAUUCUUCUUUCUCUUUCCCUCUCCCACAAUCACCACUUAGAUCCAUGUCUCAGGAACCCUAACCCACCAAAAAUCCUUCCUUUUCUCUUUCUCCUCUCUCAAUUCAAACACUAAUGGCCCCACCUGGGCUUUGACUUCACGUUGGCUUUUCAUGGACUAGGAUUGCAAUUCCGGAACAGCUUCCGAGCAAUCUCCGUUGAAAUUCCAAUCACACUCCAAGAUCGUGGGUGAGAAGCGAGGAAGCACUCAUCUUGGAGAGAAACAACACAGCGCUCGAAAGCGCGUCAAGAUGAGAGAUCUCGAUUCCGUUGUUCACUCGGCGGAAACUAAUAGCAGUUGCUCGGAGUUUAAAAACGACAAAGAAAGCAAAAUUCAGUUAUCGUUUGAUGACACGGAUGCUCCUCAAGAAGAGAGAACGGGAAGGGACACGUUGCCGGAAGAGGUAAAUCGUAUUCCUAGGCCUUUGGAUCUUAACACCGAAGCUUGCAAAAGUGGUGGGUGUGGUGAGAAUUUCACAAAAAAAUUCACUUCUAAGAAGCAAGAAAAAAGACAACAUGGUAGUUUUGUUAACUUAAGAGGAAUUAAUUUGGAUCUGAAUGCAGAAGAUGUAAGUAGCUCUGUGAAUUUGGAACCGGCGAAUUCCACUAAAGGAAGUGAUGGUUUUAAGUCAAAGGAUGUGUCGGAGAGUGGAAGCUGUGUUGGACCUUCAGAAGAAAAAGAUCCCAUGAGAAUAUGGCAAAUGAUGAAGCAACGUGGUUUUAUGUCACCCUCUCUUGGAGGGGCUCCAAAACCUAAACGUGGGAGGAAAAGUAAGGAAGAAAUGCUAAAGAAAAAGAUGGAACUCGCGAAGAGAGAACAGGUUAACCGGUUCACAAAGAUUGCUGCUCCAAGUGGACUAUUGAAUGAGUUGAACCCAGGAAUUAUAAAUCAUGUGAGGAAUAGAAAACAGGUGCAUUCAAUUAUUGAGGCUCUUGUGAGGUCUGAAAAGCAUGAAAGUAGUAAGAGGGACCAAGAAUACGUGGCUGAAGUGGGUAAGCAUCAUCAUGGGGAGGGUACCCUUCAUAGCUCUUCAGGGAGUAGACAAGCGAGAAAGUGUCCUGUGACAACGAAUGACUCGUCGUCCUGGAUUUUGGAGGGUAAUGUUUGUGAUCGUGACAGAAGCAUUGUAGAGAAAGAUAGGCUUAAAAGUUGUGCAUCACAAUCAACCCUUGUCGUGGAAGAUGAUCUCUUGGCUCUUAAAUUGUCGUCUGAAACAAAGGCGUCAAUGAGUUCGACCGUUUUGUCAAAUGAGGAAUCAUCAAAUGUCACCAUGGUUUCAUCUCUUUCCCUAAAAGCUGCAACUGUUGCUUCCCAAUGGUUGGAGCUUCUACAUCAAGACAUCAAAGGACGCCUUUCAGCUUUGCGUCGUAGUAGGAGGAGAGUUCGAUCUGUGAUAAGUACAGAGUUGCCUUUCCUUUUAUCGAAGGAAUUUGCAAAUAACGAAGAGUCUGAUCCUUACAUUACCAAAGUGUUUGCGGGACUUCCAACAUGCAAAAUAGCAGAUUUGCAUCGGGCGAGAUGGACUGCUUUAUUUGAUCACAUGGAUAAAGCACUGUCAGAAGAGGAAAAACAACUUGAAAGUUGGUUGACUCAAGUAAAAGAAAAGCAACUGCUAUGUGAUCAGGGCCUGCAAAAUGUAAACUGGAGUACGGCUUUUGGUUUACAACAGCUGGGACAUUCCGAAAACAACUCCAGAGCAUUGGUAUUAGAUAGCUCAGAGAAAGAGUUAGCUGUUAAUGCAGCUGCUGCUUCCAUAUAUUCAACGUGUAAUUUUCUAUUAUCAGAGAGCUAAUUUAUAUUUGAUGAUGAGUUCAUGUUUAUUUAAUUAUGUUGAUCUUUUCUUCUUUUUAUCCUUAAUGACU
Abrus precatorius (Indian licorice) is the source of this 1923-nucleotide messenger RNA. RefSeq lists its product as uncharacterized. Bases 312 to 1853 code for a protein of 513 amino acids. NCBI's taxonomy places the organism in Eukaryota, Viridiplantae, Streptophyta, Magnoliopsida, Fabales, Fabaceae. The record is from RefSeq and is a predicted model, not a curated record. The transcript has 7 exons.